Messenger RNA from Brachypodium distachyon (stiff brome), 1510 nucleotides. Its product is annotated as histone-binding protein MSI1. The coding region runs from base 93 to 1313 and encodes 406 amino acids. Gene Ontology annotation, molecular function: histone binding. The record is from RefSeq and is a predicted model, not a curated record. NCBI's taxonomy places the organism in Eukaryota, Viridiplantae, Streptophyta, Magnoliopsida, Poales, Poaceae. The transcript is spliced from 5 exons. Gene Ontology annotation, biological process: regulation of gene expression. Gene Ontology annotation, cellular component: nucleus.
UUCCCCUUCUUCCUUCCUUCCUCACCGAUCCUUUUGGCGGGAGACGAGCACUUCGCCGCCUCCACUUCCCGCGCAGAGCAAAUCAGCCAGACAUGGACGGCGGCUUCUCCCUGCCGGCGGCUGCGGCGGCCGCCGCGAUGGAGAUGGAGGAGCACCUGAACUGGAAGAAGAACGCGCCGGUGCUCUACGACCUCGUCAUCUCCCACGCGCUCGACUGGCCUUCGCUCACCGUCCAGUGGCUGCCUACGCAGUCCCCGGCCUCCGCUCACUCCCACCGGCUCGUCCUCGGCACCCACGCCUCCGACGACUUCCCCAAUCACCUCAUGAUUGUGGACGCCGUGCUGCCGCUCCCGCCCCGCCUGGCCGCGGCGGCCGCCGCUGAGGGCAGGGUCGUCCCGGACCCGUCCUUGUCCAUCGGCCGGUCGAUGCCGCACCGGGGCGAGGUCAAUCGUGCCCGGUUCAUGCCGCAGCGGCCGCUUACCGUGGCCACCAAGACUUGCGUCGAUGAAGUGCACGUGUACCACCUCGGCGACGAUGGCGAGAAGCGCGGCGCAGAUGUCGUGCUCAGGGGUCACGACGCGGAGGGGUAUGGUCUGGCGUGGAGCCCGAUGAAGGAGGGAUGGUUGCUGAGCGGCUCGUAUGAUAAGAAGAUUUGCCUAUGGGAUCUCGCUGCUGGGAAUGGGUCCCAGGUUAUGGAUGCGCAACAGGUGUUUGAGGCUCACGAGGAUAUCGUUGAAGAUGUUGCUUGGCACCUGAAAGAUGGAAACAUAUUUGGAUCUGUUGGUGAUGACUGCAAGUUGAUGAUGUGGGACCUGCGAACGAACAAACCAGAACAAUCUGUAGUUGCGCACCAAAAGGAAGUCAACUCCUUGUCAUUCAAUCCAUUUAAUGAAUGGAUCUUGGCUACAGCAUCUGGGGAUGCAACUAUCAAGCUAUUUGACUUGCGGAAACUGUCAAGAAGCUUGCAUGCUUUCGACAAUCAUGAGGGUGAAGUUUUUCAGGUUGAGUGGAAUCCAAAUUUGGAGACUGUAUUAGCUUCACAUGCUGCAGACAAAAGGGUGAUGAUAUGGGAUGUUAGUAGGAUUGGAGACGAGCAGGCGGAGGAAGAUGCAAAUGACGGGCCACCGGAGCUGCUUUUCGUCCACGGUGGCCACACAGCUAAGAUAUCAGAGCUGUCGUGGAAUCCUACCCAGAAAUGGGCCAUCGCCAGCGUGGCCGAGAAUAACGUCCUGCAGAUCUGGGAGAUGGCGGAGAGCAUAUACUCCGAUGACAGUUAUCUGCACGAUAACAAUGACUCGUGCCUCUCCACAUGAGAGAUGCUAGCAACAUUCCUUUGCCCUGUGCCUGUCUGUGGAGUGUUUGGAUCGGUCGCAGUCGCAUGCAGCUAAAACACUAGGUAGGCUCUGAGAUGCUUUGGUUAAUUAGCUCGUUUGAUGCCCUCCAUGGAUUGCAUAUCUUCAAGAUGUGACUCUUAAAGUUUUUCGUAUCUAUGCCUGCGUCUACCUGGUCA